AUGGCGCUAUCACACCCGCACCUAGCCGUCCUGCUCGCUCUGUGCGCAUUCGCCAUGGCGCGGCCGGCCGUCGGCGCCAACGUGUCGAUCACGACGUGCCGGUCCUUCUGCGGCAACAUCACGGUGGACUACCCGUUCGCGCUCCACCCGGGGUGCGGCCACGCCGGGUUCCGCGACCUGCUCUUCUGCAUCGACCGCGUGCUCAUGCUGCACCUCCCCUCGGGCUCCUACCGCGUCCUCGACAUCGACUACGCCUACCGCGGCCUCACCCUGCACGACCCGGCCAUGUCUGACUGCCGCGCCAUCGAUCGCUCCCCGGCCGGCCGCGGCAACGGCUUCGUCGUCGAGCCGUGGCGCGCGCCGUUCCUGGCGCCCGACCCGGACAACGUGUUCCUCCUCCUCGGCUGCCGCGCCAGCUCGCCGCUCUUCCAGGGCUUCCCCGACCGCCACCUGCCGUGCCGGAACGUGUCCGGGAUGGGCUGCGCCGACUACUACGGCUGCCCCGCGUGGGACGACUACUACGACGACGGGCGCCGGAGGCCCUCGGGGGCGACGGCCGUGCCGCCCGAGUGCUGCGCGGUGUCGUGGGGCGCCAUCAGGUCGGUGAACGUCAGCCGGCUCCAGUGCGAGGGGUACAGCAGCGCCUACAGCCUCGCCCCGGUGCGCGCGGCGGAGGGGGCCGGAGGGUGGGCGUACGGCAUCCGGGUGGCGUGGCAGCUGCCGGAGGCCAACCGGGGGUUCUGCGGCGCGUGCCGCGCCACGGGCGGGGUGUGCGGGCACGACGAGGGGAGCCACGCCGACCUGUGCCUCUGCGGCGACUGGAACUCCACCUCCAACUGCGACUCCUCGUCGGACUCCGCGCGGUCCAGCGCCGCGGCGCCUGGCACCGCCGCUGCGUCUCUCUUCUUGGCAGUUCUUGUCUCAGGAUUGUCUUCUCUCUGGUGGUACGGAUCAAUAGCAAAUAUGUGAAGGGACUCAGUGAGCCUUGUGAUGGUUUGAUGUUUGAUCGAACAGAAAUGCGUUGUUUUUGCCGCCAUAGUUUGAUACAGUUACUUCCGGCAAGCGGUG
Molecule: messenger RNA, 1068 nt
Organism: Lolium rigidum
Lineage: Eukaryota; Viridiplantae; Streptophyta; Magnoliopsida; Poales; Poaceae
Exons: 2
Coding region: 1-969 (322 amino acids)
Molecular function (GO): polysaccharide binding
Source: RefSeq, a predicted model, not a curated record